Wallemia mellicola CBS 633.66 is the source of this 2188-nucleotide messenger RNA. RefSeq names its product Pkinase-domain-containing protein. Bases 85 to 1821 code for a protein of 578 amino acids. Gene Ontology annotation, biological process: intracellular signal transduction; protein phosphorylation. The transcript has 3 exons. Gene Ontology annotation, molecular function: ATP binding; protein serine/threonine kinase activity. The record is from RefSeq and is a predicted model, not a curated record. NCBI's taxonomy places the organism in Eukaryota, Fungi, Basidiomycota, Wallemiomycetes, Wallemiales, Wallemiaceae.
CGAGGAUCAGAAACAUUAGUUACUAAGCCAAACUAAUUGGAUACCAAAUUCAUCCUUUAUUCAUAACAAUCAUUUUAUAAAGAAAUGAGAUCACUUACUAUGCUGCAAGAUACACCUUCGCUUACGUCCGUAAGCGCUGACGAUACCACAGACGACGAUCUUAAAAACAAUCAAUCAGGAUAUUCUACACCAUCCAGAUUCAAGUUUGAUAAGCCAAGUCACCACCACUCAGACCGACACAAAUCAAGACUGGCUCCGAUCCACGAUUUGAAGAAAUUGUUGCACUCACACCACAAUUCACCUUGCACUUCCUCAUCCUCCUCAUCAUCAUUGCAUAGACGUACGAGCUCGCACGAGAGUAGUACAGAUUUGGGUGAAGACCAUGCACACUUAACCAGGAAGUAUGGUAAAUGGGUAAAGACGUUAGGUACCGGUGCAGGAGGUACUGUCAGAUUAAUAGCGAAGAAAAAGCACUCUUUAUCACGCUCUUCUAGCAGUUUGAGUAGUCUUAGUAAUACACCAACGAUCCAUGCAGUCAAAGAAUUUAGAGCUCGCAAACAAGGAGAAACUCAGAAAGAAUAUGUAAAGAAAGUUACAGCUGAAUUCUGCGUUGGUAUUACACUCAAACAUAGAAAUAUAAUUCAAACAGUAGAUAUAAUUUCAGAGAAAGGUCACUAUUACGAGAUAAUGGAGUAUGCUCCAUAUGAUUUAUUCAGCGUUGUCAUGUCUGGUAAGAUGUCCAGGGGCGAAAUUUAUUGUGUUUUCAGGCAAAUUGUCGAUGGCGUCGAUUAUUUGCACAAUAUGGGAUUAGCUCACAGGGAUCUCAAACUUGAUAAUUGUGUUUUAACUAGUGAUUCAACUGUCAAAUUGAUUGACUUUGGUACAGCAACUGUAUUUCAAUACCCAGGAAAGAAAUCAACAAAAGCGACAGGUGUGGUUGGAUCCGAUCCAUAUCUCGCACCGGAAGUACUCUAUUCUGCUACCGAAUCUGCCCAAAGGGAGGGACUGAAAGAGUAUGAUCCGAGAUUAGCUGAUAUUUGGUCAAUCGGUAUAAUUUUCAUCUGUAUGUUAUUGAGAAGAUUUCCAUGGAAGAUACCUGAAGAAAAAUCUGACCAAUCAUACGCAUUAUUCGUCAAAGCUCACCCUGAAUUAUGCGAACCUGUGAUUGAAGAUGACAAUAGUUGUGUCAAGUCAACCAGCAACACUCAAACUCAAUGGACAGAAAUCCAAACCAAUUUCGAUGAGUUUGACUUGAACAAUUGCCAUGCAAACGACGAACGUUGUAACAAGGAUUUAAGUGAUAGGAUGUUCCCUAUCCCUUGCCAAGAACCAACGAGUCUUCCUGCAUCACCAAGAGAGAGUAAACUCGAAGAUCCAAGAUCAACAACCCAAGUGAGAUCAAUGACAAUGUCAAACGUCGCUGUUGCCGUUGAGAACGUGCCUAAAGCUACAUCAAAGAGACCAGAUAUUAGACAUAGGUCUGCAUCACAGAGUACAUUCAUUAACGGCAACUCUGAUUCAAUAUUCAGAUUGCUGCCACGUGAAGCAAGAGAUUGCUUGAGAAGGAUGAUAUGCCCAGAACCAAAGAGAAGAUCAACGUUGAAUGAUCUUCUUAGAGGUGGUGAGCAAUUAUUGAAUCUUACAGAUGGAUUAGAUCUCCAUGGCGAUUUAUCUAGACCAGAAUUUGGUAAUGAUGUCAAGCGAACAAAUGAUCUUGAUAUCAGCGAUAAGUGGUUAAAGAGCAUAGAUAGCUGUGCAAUUAAGCCUAGUUUGAAUCAUAGUCAUACAGUUGUCGAAACUGUUGAUAGCAAACCAAGGUAGAUAUAGAUUUUCCUUUGUAUAUACAUGUAUUUUUACAACUUAUUCAACCAACUUGUGCUCGGUAGGAAUGUAUUUUGCUGACUUUUUAUUUGUUUUGAAAUUUGCUCGUUAAAGCUACUGACGAUCUGAUUGACGUUUGUUUCAAUGACUAAACCACCUUGAACGAAUUGAUCAAUAAGUAAGUGUACUUUAUCAAAAUUAAAUAUCAAAUCCAGUUCGCAAACUGACUCAAAUAGUUUAUCUAAACUCUCAACCAAAACGUGUAUCAAAUCCAAGCUAGCUAAUAGACUUUCUUGUUGAUUUAUUAAAAGACAAAAGUAUAAAGUAGCAUAAUUCCUAUAAACUAGAGUAUAUUGACCUUGAUUUA